UCGACUCGGAGCUCCCAAGACACGCAGCUCAACUCUUCAGGGAAUCUGACACAUGCAGCGACCUGUUCCGUCCAAUCCCGCCAGAUCACCAUCUCCCAACGCAGACCAAGUCUACACGAGUUUCCAACAUGAACGGGACAUCAAUUAGCGGGAAAACAUCACUCGAUGCCGCCGACUACGAUCCUAUCGACCACCUAAACCACCUCUUUCCACAUCCCUCAACCGUAACCUCAAUCAGCCGCGUUUCCGAUACACUACAGACUCAUAAGAAUGAUCUCGCCGUCGAAAUUUCCAGCCUCGAGGUUGCUCAGGCCUAUGGUCCCGAUUCGAGCCUCGAGCGCAUGCAGUCCGCCCAAGCCGAACUCGCCCAGCUCUUCCGCAAGAUCGAGACCGUGCGAUCCCGGGCAAUCCAGACCGAGCAAAACAUUACUUCCAUGACGGCCGAUAUAAAACGAUUAGAUGGCACGAAACGGAACCUCACACUGAGCAUGACCGCUCUGAAACGGCUGCAGAUGUUGACGACGGCAUACGAACAGCUGAGAGGCUUGGCCAAGACGAGGCAAUACCGGGACUGCGCGAGCCUGCUGCAAGCUGUGUUACAGCUUAUGAAGCACUUCAACAGCUACCGGAGCAUUGAACAGAUCGCCACGCUGAGCAGAGGCGUCUCGGAACUGCAGCGGGAAUUGUUGGAGCAGGUCUGCGAAGAUUUUGAGAUUGCAUUCGCCAAGGGAGAGGUCGCACAGCGCAGGGGUACACUGGUAGAGGCCUGUCUGGUCAUGGAUGCCUUGGGCGACAUGGCUCGGACGCGAUUGAUGAACUGGUACGUCAAUACGGAAUUGCGCGAGUACCGCCAGGUGUUUAGGGGCAACGACGAGGCCGGGAACCUGGACAACAUUGGCCGCAGGUAUGCGUGGUUCAAACGCAUGCUCAAGACUCACGAGGAUGAGCACGCCGUAAUCUUCCCGCCCCAUUGGCGCGCGAACGAAUUACUGGCCAUGGCUUUCUGCGACGGCACUCGAGACGACUUCAAGGGCAUCCUCGAAAGAAGCAUGCGCAAGACGGAUGGGCAGAAGAUCGACGUCAACCUUCUCCUGAGCUGCUUGCAGGAGACUUUGGACUUUGAGCAUGGCCUAGAGAGGCGAUUUGCCAACGAACCGCGCGCCAGCAUCGACACCCUGAGCUCAUCUGAUGACAGAGCAUCAAAUUUCCAUGGUUCGAUAUCAACUGCUUUCGAGCCAUAUUUGAGCUUGUGGGUGGAGUCGCAAGACAAGCAGCUUGCUGCAAUGAUACCAAAAUACCGAAACCAGCCUCUGCUUCCGGAAGACGAAGAAUUCUCUACGCAAGCCGUCAUUUCCUCAGCCAUUGAACUGUUCCACUUCUACAAACUCACAUUAUCACAAUGCGCCAAAUUGUCUACGAGUGACAGAUUAUUGGACCUUUCCAAAACGCUGGCAAAGUACCUCGACGAAUACGCACAGCAAGUUCUUCUGCACAUCCUGCAAAGGGCUGGACCUCAAGGGCCGCCAAUUCAAGACGUCAUUAUGGUCUUGAACACGGCAGAUUUUUGGUCUACGAAUACCACCCAGUUAGAGGAAAACAUCAAAAAGCGUAUCGAUAAUGAGCUUGUUAGAAAAGUUGACCUGUCAUCACAGGCCGACGCCUUUCUUGGUGUGGCCAGCGCUGCUGUGCUGACGUUGGUACGUAACGUUGAGAUCGCCUGCGAAGGAUCUUGGCGUGAGAUGCGUAACACAGGUUGGAGCACCAUGGAGACUGUGGGCGAUCAAAGCUCAUAUGUUGGUGAGCUUCUAUCUUCCGUGAACGGCAAAGCCGAGGAGAUACUGGGCCUUCUGGUCAAACAGCAAUACGCCAGAGCAUUUUGCGAUAACCUGGUGGACCAUCUCGUGAACGCCUACAUUAGCAACAUUGUACAAUGCCGCCCAGUUUCCGAGGUUGGCGCUGAACAGAUGUUGCUUGACAAGUAUGUUUUGACGAAAGCGUUCGAAAAUCUCCUGUCAUAUCACAACAAGUCUUCGUCAACACCACACGCGGCUCCAGCGGGCUAUAUCAAGCGAGUGAACCAGACAAUGAACCGCAUAGACCCUCUCCUCAAGACGCUUCAAGUCCGCCCUUCGCCGCCAGAGGGCUUGGUCCAAGCAUACCUGAUCCACAUUGCCGAUCGCUCCGAUACCAACUUUAGAAAGAUUCUCGACCUCAAGGGCGUUCGCAAAGCCGAUCAGGGCCACCUUGUGGAACUGUUCGGCAUCCACCGCGAGGGCAACCUUAGUGACAAGCUUGUCCAGCAAUCUCCGCUGCUCACGCCGUUAAUGGCGACCACGGGACUCGGCAGCUCGGGUCUUGGGGCCAUCAACGCGAGCACCGCUCUCACGAGCGCCAGCAGCGCCAUGCCUGGGUUGCCGAGCAAGUUUGACGCCACCUCGUUGGGCGAGAAGCUUCUGAGCGCGGCGAGGGACCUGGGGCAGGGAACGGGUCCAGGCGGCAUCGCGGGCACGGAGAAGGCGACCAUGAAUGAGAACCUCAAGAACUUUGGCAAAUUCUUCCGUAGAGAUAUCGGAGGGUUUGGUGCGAGGUUUGGGAAGAGGGACGAUAGUGCUGACGGUCAGCGGUGAUGUGAUUCAGGGUCAACGGAUGAGCAAGCAUAGUCGGAUAGACGGUUGAAUAGAAUGGUUCCAACUGCCACAGCC
Colletotrichum acutatum is the source of this 2702-nucleotide messenger RNA. RefSeq names its product Vps53-like protein. Gene Ontology annotation, biological process: retrograde transport, endosome to Golgi. Bases 129 to 2627 code for a protein of 832 amino acids. The record is from RefSeq and is a predicted model, not a curated record. Lineage: Eukaryota; Fungi; Ascomycota; Sordariomycetes; Glomerellales; Glomerellaceae. The transcript has 3 exons. Gene Ontology annotation, cellular component: GARP complex.